This is a messenger RNA of Auxenochlorella protothecoides, 1728 nucleotides long. RefSeq names its product Glycogen synthase. The transcript has 12 exons. The coding region runs from base 1 to 1728 and encodes 575 amino acids. Lineage: Eukaryota; Viridiplantae; Chlorophyta; Trebouxiophyceae; Chlorellales; Chlorellaceae. Gene Ontology annotation, molecular function: alpha-1,4-glucan glucosyltransferase (UDP-glucose donor) activity. The record is from RefSeq and is a predicted model, not a curated record.
AUGGCGCUUGUCAAACAGCUGCGGGCUGAGAACAGUGCUCUGCGUGUGCAGCUGGCACGGGCUGGGCUCCUGCCUUCAGGCAAAUCCCUGCCCAGCCUCGCAGAGCUCGAGGCCGGCAUCGUCUGGCCACAGGGGCGGGAGGACAGGUUCUGGGAGCGCCCGCCACGCAAGGCCCCGCUGUCCCUGCCAGGCCCGCCGGGGAAGGAGGGCCCCCCUGCGACGGCCGCCGAGCCCCUCACCAUCAUCCACAUCGCCGCCGAGAUGGCUCCCAUUGCCAAGGUAGGAGGCCUGGCGGAUGUGGUCACCGGGCUGUCCAAGGCCACCGCAGCUCGUGGGCACUCUGUGGAAGUGGUGCUGCCCUAUUACGCGUUCCUGGAGGGCUCCCCAGACGUGAGGGAUGCCCGCUCGGUCGGGGUGUUUAAUGUGCCCAAGGGCAACGGCCUGGCGAGGUGCGAGGCCUUCACUGCCACGGUGGAGGGGUGCAGGGUGCUGCUGCUGCGCCCCGUCGACCAGGGGAGCCUGUUCCAGGGCCAGAGCGUGUACGGCGGCGCCUACAACGAGACAGAGGCCUACCUGCACUUUAGCAGAUCGGCGCUGGAGGCCGUGCGGGUGCUGGACCGGCGGCCCGAUGUCCUGCACUGCCACGAAUGGCAGACCGGGGCGGUGCCCAUGCUGUUCUGGGAGGCCUACUCCGCGAACCUGCCCCGCACACGGCUGGUGCUCACCAUCCACAACUUUGACUCGGUUGGCGAGUGCCGACAGGACGAGUUCCUGCACACAGGCAUGGCCGGCGGGGCGUUUGCGUCUGUGGACCGUGCGCUGGAUGAACGCACGGUCGGGCACAACCCGGAGCGCCUGUGCCUGCUGAAGGGCGGCAUCGUGUAUGCCAACGCCGUGACCACCGUCAGCCCCAACUACGCACGCGAGGCGGUCCGCGAUGGGGCUGCUGGCUUCCUGAAAUCCACACUGGCCCAGCCGCACAUCGCAGCCAAGUUCACCGGCAUCAUCAAUGGCAUCGACACGGAGAGCUGGGACCCGGCUCAGGACGCGACGCUGCCGGCGCCCUUCUCUGGCGCCUCCCCGCGGGGCAAGGCGCUCUGCAAGCGCUUCCUCCAGGCGGGGCUGGGCAUGAGUGUCGCCCCAGACAAGCCCCUGGUGGCCGUCGUGUCCCGCCUGGUGCCGCAGAAGGGCAUCCACCUGAUGGAAGCCGCCCUGCACCACAUCGCUCAGCACGGCGGACAAUUUGUGCUGCUGGGGUCGGGGCAUGCUGACGGGGCGUUGCGGCGAGCGGCGGAGGAGCAGUAUAGGGACAAUGCCGAUGUGCAGUGCCUGUUCAUGUACUCGGAGCCCCUGAGCCACCUCAUCUACGCCGCGGCCGACAUGUUCCUCGUGCCCUCCCUCUUCGAGCCCUGUGGCCUGACCCAGCUCAUUGCGCUGAGGUAUGGAGCGAUCCCGAUCGUCAGAGCCACUGGAGGACUGGCUGACACCGUGAAGGACGUGGCCUCUGGAGACGUGGGUCCCGUCUCUGUGGGCGGUAAUGGCUACGUGUUCCAGGGCAUGGAUGGUGGGGCGGUGCAGGCGGCAGUGGGGCGCGCGAUGGCAGACUACAGGGAGCGCCCGGGCGAGUGGCAAGGCCUCGUGCUGCGGGUCCUCGACGAUGGCGAUGCGUGGAGCUGGGAUGGCCCAACAGAGGAGUACCUCGAUAUAUACAGCAAGGUACUGGCCUGA